AUUGCCGUGCCAGUUAGCUAAGGGAUCAACCUGAAUGCGCUGACACUCAAAGUACCAAUUUCUUAUUUAAAGAUGCAGUUCAGCAGAUUUUAGCUCAAAGGCAAGCCGUCCAACCGGGUUUCCACUAAAGGCUGACAACGGUCUUCCCAGGAAAGAUUAGCGAAAUUGGACUGUUUCCCUCUCGGUAAUUGUGAUUAGCUAACAUGAGCUAGCUGGCUAACAAGCUAAUAACAACAACAAGGCAGUGGGGCUUUCCGUGUCUAGCUGCAGCCUAAUUAUUCACCACAAUCAUUAGUUUGAUGACGGAUAGAGAUUAAUAGUUUGUAAAAUGGCUGCAGAUUGGUUCCUUUCCUGCUUCAAAUACUAUAGCCAAGUAUCAAUGCACACUAUUAAACAUUAAAUGCGCUAUAAUUAUUUCGGACAUUCAGAAUUAUGACUGAGUCGAGCAGUGUGAUUGAAGUAACAGUGAAGACUCUGGACUCACAGAGCAGGAUCUACAAGGUCGGGAGUGAGCUGACAGUGAAGCAGUUUAAGGAGCACAUAGCAUCCUCCGUGGACAUUCCAGUACACAAGCAGAGGCUCAUCUAUCAGGGCAGAGUGCUGCAAGAUGACAGAACGCUGACUGAAUACAACGUAGAUGGGAAGGUAAUCCACCUGGUGGAGCGUGCUCCACCUCAGGCCACAAUGACAUGCCCUGGGGGCAUGAGUGCUUACACCAGAGGGGCAGAGCCUGGAACUAGCAGCAAUCACGCCACCUCCCAAAGUGCACCACACGAUCGAAAUAGCAACAGCUACGUAAUGCUGGGGACCUUCAACCUGCCAGUCAACAUCUUGGAUCCACAGCAAAUACAGAUGUCAGUUCAGCAGAUGAUGUCAGGAGUAGGUGAUGCUGGAGCAAGUGCCAGGGUGAGCUCCAGCUUGGAGAGCAACAGCUUGGUGGAUGUGCAGAUCAACUUGGAUCAGUCAAUGCAGAGUGAGCCCAGGGUGAGGCUGCAGCUGGCUGAGAACCUGCUCAGAGAUGCUUGUGCUCUAAUUCACAGGCUGGAGAACCAACCUGCCAUUUGCCUGCCAACCCGCCUGCUAGUCUCCCACACUGCAACCAGCCUGAACCAACCCCCCAGCCUCUGGGGAAGCUCUCCCGCAGGAGGCAUGGCUUCAGAAGGCGCCGGACCUUGCCGCUCCCCAGCCGAGGUCCUCCCACCUCAGUUCCACAUCCUGGUCAUCUUCGAGGGGGUCGAUGCCGACUCACCAGUCUCCGAGGGGGUUGAUGUCACCUCGCCUGUCCUGGAGGAGCUCAGGGCCAUAUCCUCACCUGUCUCACCUGAGGAAUUUUGUGGUAACUCUGGUUUGUUCUGCCCACAGUUCUACAGGCUGGACUUUAAGGAUCCAGCCAUUGACUGGAAUUUCAUUCUGCCUCUGGAAGAAGCCCUGGAUAGCCUUAACGGCAUUGUUCGGCCCAGCCACUUGCCAGGCAUUUGGACCCCCACUCCACACAAGAGGACCUGGCUUCUUUGCAGGCUGCCGCCACCACUCUCCGCCCUCGCCGUGGGUGCCGACGUGUGCCUCCAGACCUCCGGUCCUUGGGAGCGUGCCUGCCCCAUUCCCUCCCUGUUAGGUGUGUCCAGCGACAGCAACUUCGAUUCAGAGGUACCUCAGUCCUCUUCUUCCCCACCACCAUCGUCCUCCUCUUUAAGAGGAGCUGAAGCAUCACAACCCAUGGACACAAGCUCUCCUCUUGCAGCGACAUCUUCCACUUCCAGCCAAACUGAGAGAUCAGCCAACACUGGGCUUAACCACCCAAGUCCAGCUGAGUUUGUUGAUGUUCUCUCUGAGGUAAGGAGGGUGGAGGAGCGGUUACAUCCCUUCUUAGAGAGGACCCACUCAAUCCUCGGAGCUGCCACCUCAGCAGACUACAACAACAAUAUGCAGGAAAGAGAGGAGGAUCAGCGCAUUCUCAACCUAGUUGGAGAUGCUGUACGUCUCCUAGGAAACACCCUUGUUGUCCUUGGUGACCUACGGUGUAACCUUGCGACUUCUCCCCCACGUCAUCUAUAUGUGGUUCGCCCCAUAGCCCACUACACCCACCCGGUUCUGCUUCAGGCUGGUUUGCAACACAUGCCCAUUCCAAUAAACUUAGGGGCAACAGUAACCAUGACGUCUAAUGUGAGACAAGCAGCUGAGGAACAACGCCAGCCCUCUGAGGAUACUGGCCAAUCUAAUCAGCAGGCUACAGGCCAGGGUCUACCUCUUCAUUCAAACGGGACCACUCAUCAAGGACAGGGAGCACCCAGAGUGAUCCGGAUCACACACCAGACCAUGGAGCCUGUAGUCAUGAUGCAGAUGAACAUUAAUGGUGAGUCAGCUGCUGCUUCUCGUGGUCCAGGGCAGCCAAAUGUUGCAGGUCCUGGGCAGCCAGGAGCAGCACCUGCCCACUUUCCAGGACUUCCACCUGAGUUCAUGCAGGCCAUUGUGCACCAGAUGUCUCACCAAGCUCCUGUCAUGGCUGCUGCAGCCUCCGCAGGCCACCCAGCACAGAUGAUGUCUGGUGCUGAUUCAAUGCCCAGCACCGAGGCAGCUGCUUCCCCACUGUCCCCCCAGGGUAGGAUGGUCAUCACCAGACCAUCAUUCUCACCCCGCAUCCCUCAGCCUGUGGCAACCAGAGGAACAACCAUCAACCUGAGGGCUACAGUACCCACAGCUGGCCAGCAGCCAGGACAGAGCACAUCUCUGGCUCCCUCCUCCCUUACCCAGAUGAUUGGUGGUAUGGUUGGACAGCUUCUGAUGCCAGGGCAGCCAGGUGAUCCCCUGUCCAUAUCCUCUUCAACUCACCCUCAGUCCUCCUACUCUACCUCCUCUUCGUCAUCUGAAUCCUCUACCAUGUCCUGUCCUCUUCCCUCUGCCAACACCUCUGGACAGACACCAACCCACACUACUAGUUCUACCUCCAUAAGCCAGCCAGCAGAGGGCAGUCCUGAGGCAAAUGUAGCUCAGUUCUUGGCCUCUCUACUGGGAGCAGCUGGGCCAAGUGGUCCUGAUUUUGGAUUGGCUCCCUCCAUCACUGUGACACUGCCAGAGGCGCCUGGCUUCUUCCACGGCAUGUCAGACUUCACACCUGCACCUGUUCCUGGCCCUGGUGCCUCAAGCACUUCUCAGUCCACUGGCCCUGCUCCGCUUCAGGCUGGCAGCAAUGUAGGUGGAAAUUCUCUGAGCCCGGAGCUGUUCACUGGCAUUGUACAGGGAGUUUUGUCCACCAUGAUGAGUGCUCUUGGGGCACAGCAGGGUAGUGGAGAGAGCAUUGCCCAGUUCAUCCAAAGACUGUCUCAGACCAGCAACCUUUUUGCUCCUGGCUCUGGAGAUGCUGUGGGGUUUUUUGGAGACCUGCUGUCCAUGGUGUGUCAGAGUAUCUCUCUGGUGGAUGUGGUGCUGUUGCUUCAUGGGAAUGCCCAACCUCUGAGCCGCAUCCAGUCCCAGCUCUGUGACUUCUUCACUGAACACUACCUCCAGGGUCAAGAGCCCACCGAUGCCAACAUAGCUACGGCUGCUGAAGACCUCAUCAAUGGACUGGAGGAGUAUAUAGCUGAGAGUUUUGCCACAGUGACCGUGCGCGAGGGAGUGGAUAUCGUUCAGACCAACUUAUCUUUCCUCAGACAGCAGUUCACUCAGAUGGCCUCACAUAUCCUGCGCUGCAGUGAUCAUACGUUUGGCCCCCGUUUGCUGUUGCUGUGCACUCAGGGCCUGUUUGAGUGUCUGGCCCUAAACCUACACUGCCUUAGAGGAGAACAGAGCGCUUUAAUUGCUGUGAUCAACCACCAUAUUAGGAGGAUGUCAGCAGAAGUCAAUCCCAGUCUGGUCAACUGGCUAACCAGUAUGAUGUCUACAAGGUUGCAUGUCAUUCUGGAACAGAACCCAGUUACCGAGGACCAAAUCCAGCACUACGUCAUCUCUACACAUGUAGCUCAAGUCCAAUGAAUAGCUUGAAAUGGUACAAAGGUAAGUGGUGAACUGCCAGAGGUUAAACAAAGGUAAGGUUACCCAAAACAGAAAAAUAAUGUACAUUUCAGAAUUAUAAAAAAAUGGCGUUUUUCAUAGAACAAAAAAUGGGUUAAUAACUUAAAGCUGUUCUGCAACAACAGAGGUUGAUCAAGCCUUGAAAGUUGGUGCUACCAAAUCCUAAGAGUGUCCCAACUUUUCUUGAUUGCUUACAACCCCCUCUGUCUGCAUAAAAGUAGUGUUGGAACGCACCAUGUUACCAUGCCUUCGAGAGCACUAGUUGAACAGUAUUGUACUGCAAGAAGUAUUGUGUUGCUAUAAAAAUUGCGAGGAAAAGGCAAUUACCAAUAGAAGACAGACAGAACAUCAUAACACUCACAAAUAUAGGUCUUUCCUGCUGUGGAAAUUGCAAAGAAAGUCAAGGUGUCAGUGAGUACAAUUUUCUUCACCAUUAAAAGGCACUCAGAGGGUUCCGGUGACGCCAUCCACCUGAAUGGCAGCUUAGGGGUUAGGGUUUAGAGGGUUUAGACUGAUAGCUCUCUGGGGAAUUUUGCUAAAUCGCCCCAUAAAAGUGUCAGACCUUAAAUUUUCUCGUAAUAAUAGCCAAGUGAUAAACGGUGCGAAGAUGGGUAAAAGAGAUGCACGGACAAAAGGUGUGACUGAAGAAAGAACAAAUGAAGAAUCUACAUCGAGCAACUACGAAGUUAGCGAAGAAGCUAAUGCUAGAGCUGCCGCUGGCGAGGCCCCGAGUCUCCAAGUUACAACGCUAGUGACCGGUGCUGGAGGAAUUGUGAGAUUUUCGUAAAGAUUUCCAAGACUUCAAAUCAGAGCUAACCACCAUUACACAGAAGAUUAUAGAAGCAGAAACUCAAAUAGAAAAUGUUGAGGACCGGGUCCAAAGCGUGGAACAAGUGCUAACCAAAAUGAUAAAAGUCAUGAGCGAGCAGGAGAAUAAACUACUCGACCAAAAAAGUAGGUCUCGCAGGGUGAAUUUAAGAUUGUAUAAUGUCCGUGAAGGGGCCGAAAACGGAUCGUCGACUGUGGUCUUUGUGGAGAAACUACUUUGGGACAGUUUGGAUUUUCCCCUGAGUACGAGCCUUGGCUCGAGAGAGCGCACAGAGCGCUGGGUCCCAAACCAUCCGGGGAUGAUGAGGAAAAGCAACGCUCAAUAAUAAUAAGAUUUGCACGCUACAUAACCAAGGAAGAUGUUUUGUGCAAAGCAUGAGCUAAAAAGACUGUGCUCUGGGAAGGAAGGAGACUAUACUUCGAUCAGGAUUUUCCCCCAGCUAUCCUACAGAAGCGCAAGGAAAAUGCUGAAGCGAAAAAAGUUUUGAAACGGCACAACAUUCGAUUUCAGACCCCCUUCCCUUACAAGCUGAGGGUGUUUUAUGAAAAGGGGACCCGGCUGUAUCAAUCAGCGGAGGAGGCAACGACAGACAUGAUAGCCAGGGGAAUGCCGGUCACCAAGAUAAUGAUGAGGGAAGGCCUGGCAGAGCAGCUGGCACGGUCAGCAUGGACAGUGGUGGGAGCUCAACAACGACGAGACGAUGGAGAGACUCGGGAACACGCUAUCCGGGAAAAACUUCAGGUCUACAGGAGGUCCACAUCACUUACCACAGAAGACUAAGGACAAGAAGUUUAUCCAAUAAUGUUGGGUAAAUAUGCUACGCUUCUCUUUUUCCAAUACAUGAGGAAAUACAUUUAGAGAGGUAAGAUACCAUUAUUGAGAAAUGGACACACAGAACUGCCACAGGGGCCCUCGGUUCUUAGAAGAGGCUUCCCCCUACUGACUGACGCCUUUACCAGCAGAUCACAGGGACAGUUAGGGGAGACCCCACCUUGGAGUCAUUUUUCAAUUUUUUUUAUUGUUAUGUUUGUGUUCACUUAUGUUUAAUGUUCCUUUUCACUAAGGGAGUAGACCAGUUAUUUCUGUAUCCUUACACUUUAUACAUGUGGUUAGUAAAUUAUGGAUAGUGGUCUGGUAAAAUUUAUUUCCUUUAAUGUGAAUGGGUUAACUAAUCCAAUAAAACAGUAGAAUUUUAACCAAAGUCAAGAAAAUGUCAAGCACAAGUAGUAUAUCUGCAGGAAACCUAUUUGAAUGAUAGUGAACACGGGAAAUUGAAGAGAAUGGGAUUUACAAGUAUGUUUUCCUCUUUAUAUAAAUCUGGCCGCAGACGGGGUGUUGUGAUUCUUAUAUCAAAUAAAUUAAACUUUGAAAAGACAUUUGAGUUAAAAGAUAAAGAGGGGAGAUUUAUAUUGGUAAGAGGAAGAGUGGAUGGUAAUCUGAUCACUUUAAUGAAUGUUUAUGCACCCCCAGAGAGCGAUGUAAGUUUUUUCCAAAAAAUCAUAAACAUUAUAGUAACAGAAACAGAACGUUUCUUGAUAUGUGGUGGGGAUCUGAACAUUCGUUUGCGGCCGGAACUUGAUAGUUCCAAUAGAAAAGUUACAGACUCAAGUUCUUUACAUAAGAAAGUAUGUGCACAGUUUGAAGAGGUCAGUUUGAUUGACAUUUGGAGAGAUCUUUUCCCAAGUAGACAAGACUCAGUCAGUCGACAAGACCCCAUUACUCAGCUCCACAUUUUGUUUAUACGAGAAUAGACUAUUUCAUAACUGUUGCCAAAGAUAAAGACAGAAUUCAGACAUGUGAUAUGGGGACAAUAGAUGUGAGUGAUCAUGCACCUUUGUAUUUAAGAGUGAAUUUAAACUUACGCCCCAAAAUAAUAACAUGGAAAUUAAAUUCGAGUAUGCUUAAAGAUGCUAAUUUUAAGGAACAAAUUAAAAAAGAAAUACAGGAUUUCCUUGAUAUAAAUGACAAUGGAGAGAUCUCGCCUGUUAUACUCUGGGAUACAAUAAAAGCUGUAAUAAGAGGGGAAAUUAUAGCAAUAGCCUCAUAUAAGAAAAAAACAAAAUAAAAAAUGGAGGAUUUACAGAAUAAAUUAAAAGAAUUAGAAAUUAAACACAAACAAUUUCUAACAUCAAGUGUCUUUGAGGAAAUUAAAAAGAUUAGAAACAAAAUAAAUAAUCUAGCCACGCAAGAUACUAAGACAAAAUUAAUGUUUCUUAAACAAAAAUACUAUGAAAGUGGAUCAAAAUCAAUGAAAAUACUAGCAUGGAAAUUAAAAAAGAAAAUUGCAGAAAAUACAGUAACUGAAAGACCCAAAAACCAAAAAGAUAAAGAAUAAAUUGCAAGAGAUUCACAAAGCAUUUGAGAUAUUUUAUAAAUCAUUAUACUCUAAAGUUCCUGUAGGAAGUGACAACGAAAUUGAAAGAUUACUAAAUUCUUUAGACCUGUGAAACUUAAAAAGGCCGUUAGCCAGCUAAAACAAACAAGUCACCAGGUUCAGACAGCUAUACGGCUGAAUGGUACAAGGAAUUAAAGGUUAAGUUGAUUCCUGUAGUACUACCUACACUUAACUGGCUAUUUAAAAAGGCACAAACACCGCCAAGUUGGACAGAGGCAAUUAUUUCAGCAAUACCAACGGAAGGCAAGGACAAGACGGAGUGUGGAUCAUAUAGGCCGAUAUCAGUUCUUAAUAUAGAUUAUAGGCUGUUCACUGCAAUAAUGGCCAGACAGAUGGAGGAAUUCCUACCUAAGUUGAUACACAAUGAUCAAACGCUUCAUAAGAAACCGACAGACACAAGAAAAUAUUCACAGAACUCUUCAUAUUAAAAACCAUAUACAAAAGAACAAAACUGAGGCCGUACUUAUUAGUGUUGAUGCUGAAAAAGCAUUUGACUCAGUAAAUUGGGACCUUCUUUAUAAAAUAUUGCACAAGAUUGGAUUACAUAGUACAAAUAUUGAUACCAUAAAGGCGUUAUAUACCAACCCAACUGCAAGAAUUAAAAUGAAUGGCUUUUUGUCAAGCAGUUUCACUUUGGAAAGAGGUACUUGACAAGGUUGCUCGUGGUCUCCACUUCUGUUUGCAUUGUAUCUUGAACCAUUGGCCCAAUCUAUAAGACAAAAUCCGCAUAUUAAGGGUAUAACUAUCGGACAAAGGGAGCACAAGUUAGCUUGUUAUGCGGAUGAUAUUUUGGUCUACUUAGGAUACCCGACAGACUCCCUUCCCAAACUUAUGCUGCUAUUUGAGCAAUACGGUCGGCUCUCGGGGAUAUAAGAUAAAUCUAAACAAAACUCAAACACUCUCAUAUAAUUAUAACUCACCGGUGGAGAUAACUAAGUGCCCUAUGGUGUGGCAGGGUGAAUCCUUAAAAUACUUGGGUAUUAGUAUACCAAAAAAUCCAACAAGUCUUUUUGAAUUCAAUUAUACUCCACUGAAGGAAAAGAUAGAUGAAGAUUUGAAAAGAUGGAAUUUGCCUUACUUCAGUUUAUAUUCUCGGAUCGAAUCUAACAAACUGAAUGUUUUACCAAGACUAUUAUACCUGUUUCAGACUCUACCAAUACAAAUUGAUCAAAUUCAAUUUAAUGAAUGGGACAAGAUGAUAUCGAGAUUUAUAUGAGAGGGGAAAAGGCCAAGAGUCUGUUUUAAGACGUUGCAAUUGUCUAAAGAGAAGGGAGGAUGGGGCCUGCCAUCUCUAAGGGAUUAUUUUAGGGCAGCACAGAUGAAGGCACUGAUAAAUUGGUGUGAUAUAUAAAUGCCCAAUGGAAAAGUAUAGGGGAGCAAAUCUUUCCUUUCCCAAUACAAGCUACUCUGGCUGAUGCGAAUAUUCAAAAAUAUAUUGACACUACUGAUAACCCUUGGUUAAAGAAUAUAACCCGAAAAACAAUAUUGUAAUGUUAAAAUGGUAUGCUUACGAUUAUGAUUUCCUACCAAACAAAUUAGACUCACGAUUCAAAUUAUGGACCUCUAAAGGGAUAACAAUUUUCAGCAAGUUGAUUAAGGAUGGCAAAGUUAACAGCUUCGAUAUACUUAAACAUAAACUUGCGCUGGAAAAACAAGACUUUUAUCGAUAUCUACAAAUACAUCAUUAUAUAGAAACAAAAGUAGAUACAGUGUCAGAGAGCAACACGGACUUACUGAAACUGUUUAGAAAUUCAUAUGAUGGGAAAACGAAUAAGAAGCCAAUUUCAAUUCUGUACAAAUGCCUGAGGAAUUGUAAAUGUCAUUCCACUGAACAUGGAGAAAGAAGGAGGGAUGACUAUAUCAGAGGAGGAAUGGACCACAAUAUGGAAACUCCAUUGGAAAUGCACAAACUCACAGAGAUGGAAGGAUUAUGGAUGGAAUACCUUGAUAAGAUACUUCAUCACUCCAUGUCAAAAAACACAUUAUGAUGGAACUCCUCCUAUCUGCUGGGGAAAGUAUGGAGACCAACAUGCAAACCAUUUUCACAUCCUGUGGGACUGCCCACUUAUUAGACAGUAUUGGAAAGAUGUUCAUGGAGCACUGCAAGACAUUUUUAAAUGUGGAAUUCCAUUUGGAAUAAAAACUUUGUUUUGGAUGUUUACCAGAGGACUGGAGAAAAAAGGAUAAAUAUCUGAUGAGUGUUUUCUUGGUUGCAAAUCGAUAACUAAGCAAUGGCUAUCGCAGGAUAUUCCCACCAUGUCAGCAUGGUGGGAUAUAACAAUGGAUGUUUAUAAAAAGGAAGAGAUGACAGUGUUUGUAAAUCAAAAACAAGACUGGUUUGUAGCAUGUUGGGAAAAAUGGGUUGCGUACAUAAAAAUUAAAAAGCCCAAUUUAAUUUUGAGUCUACAAAUUUUUAGACAAUGUAAUGGUCACUCCCUAUUGUUCAAAAAUAUGUUCAUAUUUCCGUUUAUUUUAUUGUAUUGUAUUUUAUUUUACUUUCUGGAUGGGAAAUUGUCUUCAGAAAAACGAACGAUGAUAAUAUUGUGCACAUGUUGGCACACGUGAAUUGUACCCAUCACUAAAAACCCGAUAAAACUGAAAAAUAAAGAUUUUUUUUUGUUUGUU
Amphiprion ocellaris (clown anemonefish) is the source of this 9857-nucleotide messenger RNA. RefSeq names its product BCL2 associated athanogene 6, like (gene bag6l). Gene Ontology annotation, molecular function: misfolded protein binding; polyubiquitin modification-dependent protein binding. Bases 433 to 3969 code for a protein of 1178 amino acids. The record is from RefSeq and is a predicted model, not a curated record. Gene Ontology annotation, cellular component: BAT3 complex. The transcript has 21 exons. NCBI's taxonomy places the organism in Eukaryota, Metazoa, Chordata, Actinopteri, Pomacentridae.